UUGUCGCACAGUGAUGGGCGCAGCGUCGUCAAGGUUGCGUGUGCGCUGGCAGCGGGCAGUGAGCGUGUGAAAUCUCAGCGGGCGAGUUUUUUUGUGCAGCAUGUUGCCGUACCAGGCGGUGGCGAUGGACUACGCCGUCACGUCGUCCUUUCAGCGGCAGCCGGGUUCUGGUGCGCUCAUCAACCCGGCCUUCACGCACUCCUGGUUCGUACCGGCGGACUAUGUCCCCUGCAAACAGAAACAGUCGAACAUCCUCGAACCAGGUAUCUUGGAGGUGCGGAAGGAGAAGAGUCGAGAUGCAGCUCGCAUCCGGCGCGGCAAGGAGAACUUCGAGUUCUACGAGCUGGCCAAGAUGCUGCCCCUGCCCGCCGCCAUUACGUCGCAGCUGGACAAGGCGUCCAUCAUCCGGCUGACCAUUUCCUACCUCAAGCUGCGCGACUUCUCGGGCCACGGCGACCCGCCAUGGAGUCGCGACGGCCCGCCGCCGAAUAAAAGCGUUAAGGGCCCUGUCCGGCCGCGUUCUGUUGCUGGAAUAGCGAUGGAAAUGUUCGAGCAGCACCAAGGAACCCAUAUUCUGCAAUCGCUGGACGGAUUCGCCUUCGCCCUGGCUGCAGACGCGCGGUUUCUGUACAUUUCGGAGACCGUCUCCAUCUACCUGGGGCUCUCACAGGUGGAGAUGACGGGCAGCAGCAUCUUCGAGUACAUCCACCAGCAGGACCACGCAGAGCUGGCCGAGCAGCUGGGUCUGGGGCUGGCGCAAGGGCAGUCGCUCGCCUCGCCCGGCAGCGCGGGCUCCGAGGAGGGCGCGCCCCAGGGCACCAACAACCCCGACGUGGCGACGCAGAUGAGCUUGAGUAGCAGCUCGGCGUACAAGGGGCUGGACCGAGCCUUCUGCGUACGGAUGAAGUCCACGCUAACGAAGCGGGGCUGCCACUUCAAGUCUUCGGGAUACCGGGUGGUGCUGGUGCUGAGCCGGCUGCGGCCGCAGUACACGUUCUCGCACGCGCGCAAGUCGUCGCCGCCGCUGCUGGGCAUGGUGGCCAUCGCCAUGGCGCUGCCGCCGCCCAGCGUCCACGAGAUCCGCCUCGAGUCCGACAUGUUCGUCACACGUAUCAACUUCGACUUCCGGAUAGCGCACUGCGAACCUAGGGUAUCAGAAUUACUCGACUACACGGCCGACGAACUGACAGGCAAGAACCUCUACACAUUGUGCCACGGGGAAGACGCCAACAAGCUGAGGAAAUCCCACCUCGACUUGAUCAACAAGGGGCAGGUGAUGACGCAGUAUUACAGGUUAAUGAACAAGAGCGGAGGCUAUACGUGGGUGCAGACGUGCGCCACCGUCGUCUGCAACUCGAAGAACGCAGACGAGCAGAACAUCAUCUGCGUCAACUACAUUAUCAGCGGACGCGAGUACGAGAACGUGGUGAUGGACUGCUGCCAGAUGGACGACGCCGUGCCGCAGACAGUCAAGAGAGAGGACAACGACCCCGAGAACCCCUCUCCCGACGCCGACAGGCCCGGCGGUCGCAGCAGCGGCGCGGGCGCGGCCAGCCAGCAGCAGCCGCCGCAGCAGCCGCAGCCGGAGCCCCACCGGUCGCCGCCGGACCUGGAGGAGGGCUCUUCGCAGGGCGCGGCCGGCGCCGGCGCGGGCGCUGGCGCGGGGGAGCCGCACGGCAGACGGCUCGCCGCCCCCGCCCCCGGCCCAUCGCAGCUCGGCGGCGGGCUGAGCAUCCGCGCGCUCAAGAAGCUGGCGGCGACGCGCGGACGCCCGCACAAGCGCAAGCUGCUCUCUGACGAGGACAGCAGCUGCUGCAGCUCCGACGAAGACGACGAGGACGACGAGGACUCGUCGUCGGCGGCGGCGGCGGCGGCUGCGGCGGCGGCGUCGGUGGCGGCGUCGGCGGCGGCGGCGGUGGCGAUGGCGGCGGCGGCGGCCAAGCGAGCGGCCGUGCUCAGCCCCGCGUCCUCGUCGUGCCACUCGUCGUCGGCGGCGGCCGCGCUGCCCUCCGACCACAGCCCCAAGCCCGACGACCCCGACGGCCAGCCCGGGCCCCCAGGUGGUGGCGGAGCAGGGGGCGGCGGUACGUCGGUGAAAGACCUGGAGCACGCCAUGUCGAAGCACCUCCCGGCGGCCACACCACCACAACAGCAGCAGCAGCAGCCAACGGACUUCAGCACGGACGCGCUUCUGAAGCAGCAACAGCAACAGCAGCAGCAGCAGCAGCGGAGUACGAUCCAGUGGAUCGGCGCGCAUCACCUGGGGGCGCACGGCGCGCACCAGGCGACGGCGGCCGGCCCGCUGCCCGCGUCGGCGCUGCUGCGCCAGCUGUACGCCAACCGCGAGAGCGUCAUCCGCGCCAACGUGCACGCUGCCGCCGCCGCGCGCGGAUCCUCCGCCUACUACACCGCCGACCAGGUGGGCCCCCUGCCGACGCCGCCGGGCAGCGACGGCAGCUCGUACGCGGCGGCCGCGGCGGCGGCGGCUGCCGCCGCCUCGAGCGCCGCCGCCGCCACUGCCUACGACUACCACUCGGCCAUGACUCCGCCCUCGUCCGUGUCGCCGCGCGACAAGCACCAGCAGCAGCUCUUCGACGGUUACCAGUACGAGCUGCCCGCUCAGCCGCUCCCUCUUAAGCCGCAGGUGUACUCUGCUGUACAUCCAUCAGCCCUAGAUGCUGCAUACUCAUCGCUAGAUCAGGCACAAUUCUAUCACCACCAUGGGGCAGCACAAGCAUUUCAUCUCUACCAUCCAGCAGCUAAUAAGACAGUGACAGCCACAGCAACUGUCUACCCAGAAGCACUGAAGAACUCUGCCAACUGGUAUUCCACCACUUCCUAGUACAGCCAACGCAGCCCUUCAGAAUAUUUGUACUUAAUGUCAACACAUGUAAUAUAACAUACAGUUCAUUUUUCAGUGUAAGAUAUUACAGAGUGUGUCUAGUGAGCACAUUUGGGUGAGAAGAAACUGCAGGCCAAAGUAAACUUUCUGCUCUGUUUUCUGAGACUAUAGUGAAAAUUCAGUCUGUCCGAUUAUUUAACAGAGCUUGGAACUGAAGUGAUAAGCAUUCCAAGUGUACAGGAAGCUUUCUUUUACAUAUUUCCUUCAUAUGUAGGUCAUACAGUUUGCAGAAGAAAUAUUUGUAACUGCAGGUGUGUCACUGCAGCAUGGAUGAAUGCAGAUACUUUUACAGACAAAGCUAAAAUACAGUCUGAGAUUGUUCUGCCUUACAGAUGAUGGAGAGGUAUGAUUCAGCCCCAUUGGAUCCAAAUGGAGGGCUAAAAAGUCAAUGACAAGGAGUAUUCUUAGCUCAAGCAUAAUAAUACUCUACAAUUUCUUGUGUCUGGGUAAGAACACUAUCAAAGAUUCACAAUUAACUGCUUCACACACUGAAAAAAUUGUGAUUGGCACUCAGUUGUAUUCUACUAGAUUCAGUGUUAAUGUUUAAGCAGUUACAGCUUCAACAACAGCAGCAUUAGUUACAUGAAGAAAGAAGACUCCAUUUCUUCAGAACUGUGUUUUAAUGACAUCCUGUGCCACAUUGCACCUGUGACUCACAAUGUAUAUUUUCUCAGUCGAAGAAUUUUGCUAUUAAUUAUAUGUAAUUGUGUCCAGUUAGGCCUAUUCUUUCUUGUAGUUUCCUUGUCUCCAUAUUUAUUAAGUAAUACAGCUAUUAGCAAGAAUUGUUGAAUGUUGACAUUUUCUGCUAUUAAAGUUUCAUGUGUUAAAUUGUAUUAGGAUAUGUUUUGCAUAUCUUCUUAUGCAGAAUAAUUGGAACCAACAUUUCCAAUUUUUCAGUGUAAGUGAACAAAUGUUAAAAGUCAGUUUUUUGUGCAUGGUUGUGUUUAUAAUUUUUCUGCACUACUGUUCAUUCAUAUAUGGAAAUAAUUCUGAAAUGUUAUUAGAAUGAAAGUAAUGAAGUGUGUGUAUGAUGGUAUAUAAAAAUGUAACAUAUAAAUAUGUGUGUUUACGUGUUUCAAAUGUGAUUGAAGUUAAUGUGAUGGUUACUGAUAAGAGAUAUAGUUCUGAAAUUUUUCAGAAUGAGAAUUAUGUGACAGUGUAUUUACGAUCAGAUUUUUACUGUAAGUAAUGGACACUUUUCAAUAGGUAUUUUUGCCUAGCAUUAUAACUAAAUGAUGCAUAAACCAAAGUUAGAAGUGCUAUUUUGAAGGAGGGCUGCUUCAGUUUUUGUGCCAUUGACCUGUGCAAUAGUCUGUGGUGAUGAAGUUAAAACAGAAACUUCAGCUGGUUCAUAAAAGCUGUGAAAAUCAGAAUUGAGAACAUUGGCAUCAUGAGUAUACACACAUUUCUGCAUUUGGUAGCCAUCAGCUUUAGCUCUACAUUUGAGCUUGUGACAGAAAUGAAAAUUCUGAGACCAUGGCAAAUUUCAAAUUUCAUUUAUAUUGCAAGCCAAAGGGAACUCAGAGCAAUAAAAACUUUCAAAGAAACAACUCUACUACUGAGAAAGUUUUUGAUACAACUAUAGAAAGAAACAUAACACUGGCAAUUGGCAUGUAUGAUAUGUAUUAGUCUAGGUUGCAUAUUGCUGUGAAAACCAGGAGCACAUUCGAUGUUCAUGAAUGUUUUCUGUCCCUCAAAAAUAAAUUUUGUUUAGAUAUUGUAUGCAAAAAUACAUAAUUCAAAAGUAAGCAAUAAGGUUUUUUUUUUCAACAAAAAGGUUCUCUGUGCAAUCUAAAGUAAAUUGUUUUGCGUCAAGUACUAACUUUUUGUAAGCCCAAACAGCUCAGUUUCCUGCAUUACACAUUCUCUGACACUACUUAUUGAAUUGAUAUAAAUACACUUAUGAUUCCACAAUUUGUUUUUAUGGAUUCAUACUUUUAAGUCAAGAAAAUCAAUAUCUUUUCUGCAAUAGAUGCUGUCUUGGAAGUUAAGUUUUGCAGUGCUUAGAUAGCUGACAAUCAUUUCAGAUGCAGUCCCUAAUCAAAGUGUUCACUUAAUCACACUGGGCCAUUUACUUAAUAUGUAACCAUACUAUGUAUGAAACACACCAAGUUGAAAUAGCAAACUGGACCACAAUUUAAAAUUAAGUGCUGAUGUCUGAAAUUACCAUAAACCCCCUUCCAAUUUCUGUUAAACUUAAUAAUGAAACUACUUAACUCCUUAAUCAACAUGUAGCAUUCACUGAAGAAUAAAAGUAUGCAAAUGUGGUUCACUAAUUUUAUCACUUACAUAAGAACUCAAUGUGGAACUAUGAAGCAGGCAAAUUCAGCAAAAUAAUUCUUGUCUUCUAACUGACAACAACAGAUAGAAUCAUAUAUAAACCCUUGCAUAGCUCACACAAGUUCCUUUCACAUUCACUUUGGUGCAUAUAAACCAUAGUAUUUCCAUGGCAAUGAGUGUGGGUUGUUUACUUAUUUACUUCUGUAUGAUCUCUAAUUUCUUUUUAUUUAUUUAUGCCAGUUUUCUUGCAGAGACACUUUGCUGCUUCAGUGCAAACAAAUUUAAUUUCUAGAAGAUGAAGAAAACUAAUAGUAAAUGUGCAAAGCUGCUGAGAGUCUGAAAUUUGUUUAUUUUUGUGUUAUUGUGAACCAUUUGUUGUACACAGGCAAUUUUAUUUUAUGCAGUACAUUUUAUUACAUAAUCACAUGUUGCUGAUAGCAAAUUUGAGGAUUAAUUCUUUCAUACAACACAAAAUUCUAUGACAACUUAUGUAUGAUGUAUAGAAGUUAAAUAAAUUCAGCAGGUGUAGGACUUUAAAAUUUUUUCAAGAUACAUAUUAACAAUAAUAUGUUUUUAAAGAAAAUUAUUUGUGUAUCUCAGAAUGUACCAUCAAAUUUUUGCCUCUCAGAUCUUUGCCUCUUCAAAAUUUAUAUUAAUUAGUUCACAUUAACAUUACAUAAAAAAGUUCUCCCAAAAGUUUGUACAAAAAGGUUUAUUUGACACAUAUAAAAUUGUGUCACGACUUGCAAUUUAUUGUGUGUGUGGUUAACCAAUAUAUAUGUACAAGUGCUAUUUAUUUGUGAGGCUCAAGCAUUUCUGAGUCUUCAAAUAUUCUAUUUUGAAUAUAGAAGGGGAUACAUUUCACUGUACAAGUAGGCUCAAGUUUCCACAUGCAAUUUAAAAAAGCUUUGUGUUUCACAUUCUUCAUUAUCAGUGAUUCAUUGUGAAUAUAGGAAGUCAUCACUGGUUGCACUGUACCAUUCUAACGCUAAAUGACAUGUGCUGUAGUUCACUUUUUAAGGACAAUUGAAAACUUAUAUAUAGUAGGGCAUAAUACAAAAUUACAAACUAACAUUUUCUUAAAAGCAAAGAAGAGUAGAUCGAACUAGAUUCUAUUUGCUAUAUUAAGUAUAAGAUAAAUAAGAGUAAGGUACAUGAGAAAACACGGUCAAAAAUGUAUUAGCUAUCUAUAAAACAAUUUUUCAGAAUUCACCAUGAAAUUUUCACUGAGGGAUUUUUUGUCUUGUCAAUUGACAGAGAAAAAUUUUUAUCACAGCAAAAAUGCAACGUACACUACACUUUUAUUUUUGCUUAUGUAUGUUUUAUGAUGUGAAAUAUCAAUAACAUAAUUCUCAAAUUAAAUUGGACAUCAAACACAAAUUAUGAUUAUCGAUACCCGUUACAGGGAGAGUUAAUUCUCUCUACAAUUUUUUUCAUUCACACAUACAUGGUUGCAAAACAGAACUACUUGUUCCAAAAUGUGAAGCUGUAGUAGAUAAAUAUCUUCCCACUCACAAAUUUCCCUAAAAACAAACCAGACAGUUUAUUUGAUGGCUACUGCAUACUCCUGAUAUCAUUAUCUCUCAAAAUAUUUCUGUAGCAAUUAAAGACUUCACAGCUGCCCUUCUUGAUGCAUCUCCCAAAGAAUUUGUGUACACACAGGGUGUGUCCAUCAGCUGCAACAAGAAAAAUCUUUUCGUUGAAUGUAAUGUAAUUUUUAUGUAAUCUGCAUGAUGAUGGAAACAAAAGGUAUUUGUUUCAGUACAUGUUGAUUCAUAUAUAAUUUGUGCUUUCUGAAGCAGACAGAUCAUGCUGUCCAUUAUGUGUAAUUAUCUAAUGUGGACAAAUGAUAGCUGUUAAAUAUGUAUCCUGUUAGUUAUGAAACGUGAAGCAUUGUUCAGGAUACACAUUCAACUGUUGCAUUUAAUAUUUAUAUGAUUUCUGAAUUUUAUAUGUUAUAAAAGUAAAUUUUUUAAUGUAUUGUUAAAGAGUUAAGUUUUUUUCACAGUCAUUAAAUCAAAAUUCCUCCACUACAUGACUGAGAAUUCUCAUUUAAGACAUUAGAUAGCCUUUAUCACCCACUGGCAUGAUUCAUAAAUAGAAAAUAUAAGCUAUAAGCCUUAUGCAAAAUAGAUGAUGUUUAAAAUGUUACAACUCUGUCCUCUCAGAACUAUACAUUUUCUUCUUAGCUCUGUUACAUUUCUGAAUUUGAAAAAAAAAUUGAUAACUGUUCAUACUCAGAAAACACAUCUUUUUCAAUGAAAUACAACCUCUUCCUUUCCUAUGUGUAUAUUCCCUGUUUCAUGCUACAUCUCACAUGUUUAGUUAAACAAUGUGCAGUAACACUGAGGCACUCACACGAAUCAGCUCAAUGACAAAAAAGGUUUAAAUAAUUAAAAGUGAUCACUGGUAUUAAAAUAACAUUCCAUGUCAGUGGUUAAUUAUUGAAAAGAUACCCGCUGCACAGAUUGCAAUUAUAAUUAGACUGAUCAUAAAUCAGGCUUGUUCAUUUCUGCAAAAUUCAACAGCUGUUGAACUUCGUAUCCACUUUUUAUGACAGUUACAAUUUUAGUAUUUCAGACAGUAAUAAUUAAGCAUUUUAAACAUUUGUUAAUCUGUUGAAUAUGAUGAUUGUUCAUAACAUUAGGCGUUUCAUAUAAUGUGUUCAUUUAAGGUAAUGUUCUCUUUGUUGGAUGAACAAUAAAGUACAACUUAAAACUGAAUGGAAACAUUAUGGCCUUUAUUACUUUUAGGAAAUUGAAGUCAGAAUUUCAGCAUUCAGAGGGAUAAGGAUAUUGUGUCAAUAUUUAGCAAAAAUGUACAAAAUGACAUGGCAUAGUCAAACAGAAACUUCAAUACCAAAGCUUAAUAAUAUCUAUGUACAUGAUGUGAAACAUAACAUGUAAUUAUUCUUUACAAAUCAUUUCAAUAAUUUUAAAUAAUAUCAGAAGACAUUUUCAAAUUAUGCAUCACAAUUAUCUAACAUUUGUCAUCAUUAUAUUAUAUCAUUCUGUCAAUACAGGAAUUCAAU
Schistocerca cancellata (South American locust) is the source of this 8213-nucleotide messenger RNA. RefSeq names its product protein trachealess-like. The record is from RefSeq and is a predicted model, not a curated record. Gene Ontology annotation, molecular function: protein dimerization activity; RNA polymerase II transcription regulatory region sequence-specific DNA binding; DNA-binding transcription factor activity, RNA polymerase II-specific. Gene Ontology annotation, biological process: regulation of transcription by RNA polymerase II. The coding region runs from base 101 to 2842 and encodes 913 amino acids. NCBI's taxonomy places the organism in Eukaryota, Metazoa, Arthropoda, Insecta, Orthoptera, Acrididae. The transcript has 15 exons.